Messenger RNA from Closterium sp. NIES-65, 933 nucleotides. The record is from the annotation of a GenBank genome assembly. Lineage: Eukaryota; Viridiplantae; Streptophyta; Zygnematophyceae; Desmidiales; Closteriaceae.
AUGAUAUUAAGCAAAGGUUUGAAAAGUGUCCACGGCGGCACCCUCCGAGUCUUCCUCUCCUCCGACCCCGACCAGCCUCCCACACUUGUGCUUCGAGCUCGAGUGUCGCUCUACUCCAUCCUGCAGCCCAAGGCGUCAGCUGCUGCAUUCUACGUCGGCUUCACAGCGUCGUCUACCGCUGCCCCACAAGCACACUCCGUCCUCAGCUGGACCUUCACUGCAGGUGUGUGCCACUCAGACCUAGCAUUGGGGUUCGUGUUGGAUGAGGACUCCUCAUCGCGGGGCUUCAAUGCUGCCUUCCACUACGCCUGUGCGGGCUUUGACCCCGCGCAGGACAACAGCCCCGCGUGGACUUUCAAGUCCUACAGCGCCUGGGUCUUGCCUGAAUCCACCUGGCCUGUCAAGAACCAACGGGGCUGUGGUGACUGCUGGGCAUACGCAGUGGUGGCAGCGGUGGAGGCAGCCCACAGGAUCGCGAGCAACUGGGCGCAGCCCCCCGUACUGUCGGUGGAGCAUCUGCGCCUCGCCCUCUCCUCCAACUGCGACGGUGGCUCGCCCACCAAGGCGCUGCAGUUCCUCCUCAACGCCACUGCCCAGGGCAAGGGGCUGCUGGAGGACGCAGUGUACUCGCAAGGCCCCCCUCUCAAGGGGAGAUCGCUGGUUAGUGAGCGGCUGCUGGUUGGGUGCAGCAAGUACUAUGGCAUCCAUACGAUGUUUUGUAAGCCAUCUCUCAGUAUUCCACCACCCUGCCUACAGGCGAGCACCAAGUACUAUGGCAUCCGCGACAUCGAGUGCGCGGGGUUCUACGGGUGGUUUGGGCUUAUGCUGGCAGUGCAGCGGCAGCCUGUCAUAGUGCACAUCGAGGCGUCCGCACCCUCCUUCCAAGACUACGAUGGGGUAAGGCACCCUCCUUCUAAGACUACGAUGGGGUAA